AUCGAGGAGGAGAUGGGGGACUGCAAAUUUAGAGAAUGAUGGGACUUUGAAGAAGGACCUGAUUGAGAGGGAGGGGGCGAGAUUGGUGGGGCUUUGAAUAAAUAUUCAUUUCUGCUGAUAGGAACUGGCUACUUCAGGUUUGCUUAGUGCCAUGAUUUGGGUGGUGAAGAUGCGUCAUGCCAUGCAUUAUUCAUAUUAAUGGCAUAGACACUGGAGAUGCUUGCUCACUUACGAAAUGCACUUCUCCAUAUGCUGCAAGUGCUGCCUUUUAAGUCGUUGCAGAGAAACCAUUCACUAAAAAUAAUGCCGAGAAACCGAAAGAAUUACUUUUGCCAUGGUCGAGCUUCCCAAGUCUCUUUCUCCAAAGCAACUUAUCAAGCUCCUUAAUGCAGAGAAAAACCACCACUCCGCUCUCCAACUCUUUGAAGACGCCUCUCGGCAUCCUGGGUACAAGCAUUCCUCCAACGUCUUUCACCACAUUCUUCGACGCAUAUCUGACCCAAGGUUUGUUGUCCAUGUGGAUCGGGUCCUCGAGAUGAUCCGAUCCCAGAAAUGCAAGUGCCCUGAAGAUGUUGCAUUGACGGCGAUUAAAGCCUACGCAAAAAAUUCCAUGCCUGAUCAAGCAUUGAAUACAUUUCAGAGAAUGGGCGAAAUUUUUGGCUGUGAACCAGGGAUAAGAUCAUACAAUUCGUUACUUAACGCUUUUAUCGAGUCCAAUCAAUGGGAUAGGGCGGAGGCCUUUUUUGCGUAUUUUGAGACAGUGGGUAUGGUACCCAACUUGCAGACCUAUAAUAUUUUAAUCAAGAUAUCGUGUAAGAAAAAGCAGUUUGAGAAGUCGAAAGUUUUGUUGGGAUGGAUGUGGGAUAAAGGGAUGAAGCCUGAUAGAUUCAGUUAUGGUACUCUUGUUAGUUCGCUGGCCAAGACUGGUAAUUUAUCGGAUGCGUUAGAGGUGUUUGACGAAAUGAGUGAAAGAGGGGUGAAUCCUGAUGUGAUGUGUUAUAACAUGUUGAUAGACGGGUUCUUCAAAAGUGGUGAUCCUGUGAAGGCUAAUGAGAUGUGGGAUAGGUUGUUGGAGGAUAAAUUGGUUUAUCCAAAUGUUGUAACUUAUAAUAUAAUGAUCAACGGUCUUUGCAAAUGUGGCAAGUUCGAUGAGAGUUUGGAGAUAUGGGACCGGAUGAAGAAAAAUGAUCGACAGCAUGACCACUUUACUUACAGCACUCUGAUUCAUGGGUUGAGUGAGGCAGGGAACUUAGAUGGAGCGAAAAGAGUUUAUAAGGAGAUGAUUGAGAGAAGGGUAACCCCAGAUAUUGUUAUAUGUAAUACUAUGCUUAACGGAUUUUGCAAAGCAGGGAUGAUCAAGGAAUGUUUUGAAUUGUGGAAAGAGAUGGGAAUGUUUGGUUCUCGAAACAUAAGAAGUUAUAACAUAUUUAUGAAGGGUUUGCUUGAAAACAGGAAGGUAGAAGACGCGAUAUCCCUCUGGGAAAUCUUGCCACAGACAGAAUGUCUUGCGGAUUCCACUACGUAUGGAAUUUUAACUCAUGGUUUGUGUAAGAAUGGUUACCUGAAUAAGGCUUUACAGAUAUUGGAAGAGGCAGAGAAAAAGGGAGGUAAUGUGGAUGCCUUUGCAUAUUCCACGUUGAUUAAUGCAUUAUUCAAAGAUGGAAAAUUAGAUGAAGUGUCUAGAGUUGUAAAUAUGAUGGAUAGGCGGAAAUGUAAAUUUAACCCAUAUGUCUGCAAUUCACUUCUUGAUGGAUUUGUAAAACAUUCCAAACCUGAUAGUGCUGCCGAAUUCUUUGGGACAAUGGGCUCUAAGGGUUGCUCACCAACCGUUGUUUCCUAUAAUAUUCUGGUGAAUGGAUUAUGUAGAGUAGGAAGAUAUCCUGAGGCAUAUUUUUACAUGAAGGAAAUGAUUGAUAAAGGGUUGAAACCAGAUGUUAUCACAUACAGCUUGUUGAUUGAUGGCCUUUGUCAAAGCAAUAAGAUUGAUGCCGCACUUAGGCUGUGGCAUCAGUUACUGCACAUGGGCUUUCAGCCUGAUGUAACUAUUUACAAUAUUAUGAUCCAUGGACUUUGUUCUUCUGGCAAAGUCGAAUGUGGUCUACAACUCUAUUUAAAGAUUAGGAAAACCAACUGUGUUAAUCUUGUGACCCACAAUACCAUAAUGGAUGGUCUUUACAAAGCUGGGGACUGUGAAAAAGCUUCAAAGAUUUGGAGCUACAUUUUAGAAGACGGGUUACAACCAGAUAUAAUUUCAUAUAAUAUUACUCUUAAGGGGCUUUGCUCUUGUGGUCGAAUAAUAGAUGCGCUGGGGUUAUUAGAUGAAGCUUUGGGAGAUGGAGUUGUCCCAACUGUCAUUACGUGGGAUAUACUUGUCAGAGCUGUUAUUAUAUAUGGGGCUUGAGCUUCAUUUUUUGGGCUCUGAAACUAAUUAUAGCAAUUUCAACCU
Messenger RNA from Neltuma alba, 2446 nucleotides. Its product is annotated as pentatricopeptide repeat-containing protein At3g09060-like. Lineage: Eukaryota; Viridiplantae; Streptophyta; Magnoliopsida; Fabales; Fabaceae. The transcript is spliced from 2 exons. Bases 335 to 2401 code for a protein of 688 amino acids. The record is from RefSeq and is a predicted model, not a curated record. Gene Ontology annotation, molecular function: protein binding; mRNA binding.